Messenger RNA from Umbelopsis ramanniana AG, 1825 nucleotides. RefSeq lists its product as uncharacterized. Bases 105 to 1457 code for a protein of 450 amino acids. The record is from RefSeq and is a predicted model, not a curated record. The transcript is spliced from 6 exons. Lineage: Eukaryota; Fungi; Mucoromycota; Umbelopsidomycetes; Umbelopsidales; Umbelopsidaceae. Gene Ontology annotation, molecular function: GTP binding; GTPase activity; structural constituent of cytoskeleton. Gene Ontology annotation, cellular component: microtubule; cytoplasm. Gene Ontology annotation, biological process: microtubule cytoskeleton organization; mitotic cell cycle.
GCUUCAUCAUCAUCUCUAGUAGAGUAAGCAUCUUGACACCUCACUGUUGCUUUCAAUCCUUACUCAUCUCUUACCUUGCAUCUAGUAAAAGUAACGCGUCAAGUAUGAGAGAGAUCAUUCACCUUCAAGCUGGUCAGUGUGGUAACCAGAUCGGUCAAAAAUUCUGGGAGACUAUUUCCACUGAGCAUGGCAUCGGAACUGAUGGCCGUUAUGCAGGAGACAAUGAUCUUCAACUUGAACGUAUCAAUGUCUAUUACAACGAGGGCCACAAUGGCCAAUAUGUUCCAAGAGCUGUUCUAGUCGAUUUGGAACCUGCAACCAUGGACUCCAUCCGCGCUAGCCCUCACGGAAAGCUUUUCCGCCCCGACAACUUCAUCUUCGCUCAAUCUGGUGCCGGUAACUCCUGGGCUAAGGGUUACUACACCGAAGGUGCUGAACUUGUCGAGUCCAUUUUGGAUGUCGUCCGCAAGGAGGCCGAACACACUGACUGCCUCCAAGGUUUCCAACUCUGCCACUCUCUUGGUGGUGGUACUGGUUCCGGUCUCGGUUCUCUUUUGCUCUCCAAGAUUCGUGAGGAGUACCCCGAUCGUAUGCUCUGCACUUACUCCGUUGUUCCCUCCCCCAAGGUCUCUGACACCGUUGUUGAGCCCUACAACGCUGUUCUCUCUGUCCAUCAAUUGGUUGAGAACUGUGAUGCUACUUUCUGCAUUGACAACGAAGCUUUGUAUGAUAUCUGCUUCCGUACCCUCAAGCUUACCAACCCUGGCUAUGGUGAACUUAACCAAUUGGUCUCAGCCGUCAUGUCCGGUGUUUCCACCUCCCUCCGUUUCCCCGGUCAAUUGAACAGUGAUCUUCGCAAGCUUUGCGUUAACAUGGUUCCUUUCCCCCGUCUCCAUUUCUUCAUGGUCGGUUUCGCUCCCUUGACUGCCUUCGGCUCUCAACAAUACCGCAACAUGAGCGUCCCUGAAUUGACCGCUCAAAUGUUCGAUGCCCGUAACAUGAUGGCUGCCUCUGACCCCCGUCACGGUCGUUACCUCACCGUUGCUACCAUCUUCCGUGGUCGUCUUUCCACCAAGGAAGUUGAGAACCAAAUGUUGGCUGUUCAACAAAAGAACUCCUCUUACUUCGUUGAAUGGAUCCCCAACAGUGUCAAGACCUCCUUGUGUGACAUUCCUCCCGUUGGUCUUAAGAUGUCUGGUACUUUCAUUGGUAACAGCACUGCCAUCCAGGAACUCUUCAAACGUGUCAACGAGCAAUUCACUGCUAUGUUCAGACGCAAGGCUUUCUUGCAUUGGUACACUGGUGAGGGUAUGGACGAGAUGGAAUUCACUGAAGCUGAGUCCAACAUGAACGAUCUUGUCUCCGAAUACCAGCAAUACCAAGAAGCUGCUGCUGAUGAUGAGAUGGAGGAGGACGAGGAUUACAUUGAGGAGGACCCCGAGUUGGCUGAAGAGUAAAUGUGUCCCAAGACACUUUGAAUCGCUUAACCACGACUGCCUUUGUUUUCUCUCAAGAUCUCUUUUUUCUUUUAUAAUAACCCCCCGUAUUUUUAAUACCUCCAAUCUUUUUAUGCCAUUACGAAAAUCCCCCCCCCCCUUUUUUUUUUCUCUCUUUUUUUCUUGAAGGGCAGCCUAUGUAUCAGUUGCAAUGAUCUUUAACCCAUUGUUAUAUGAAAACUAAAAAAGUAUAACGUAUACAUCUUUCUUGCAACAGCUGCGAGGUGUCCAGUACGUAUGUGCUUGCUUUUUUGUUCUACGUCCAUGGUUGGCCAUUUUGGGGAAUGCCGGAGCACAGCGACUAUCACUUAACAAGCCACGACACGCUG